UGAGGGCGGCAGAGCCUUGAAGAGCGGGAAAUAAAACCCAAUUAAACUAGCUUAGCUAACCUGCGACUGCUCUAAAGUUUCCUACCUUUGGCACAUGGAAACAAACUAACAAUAGUCUAUAGAUACAUGUUUCUCUGGUUAAAUACAACUAUAACAAUAUAAAUGUAACCCAUGUAGCCCACCUAUGAAUAUGAGUGGUUUAGGACGAGCUCAAUCUGGUAAGCGCCAGAUAUUUUCCCUUCGUUCAUACUGCAGAUAGACUGGUGUUGAUGACUCUGAUACAGGCUCGGCUGUCCCUGGCUGUGUGCACCUCCCUUGCAAGGUGUUUUAACUUGAGCUGCCAUUGUCUUGCUGAAUUAUUUGUUUCCACUUUACUUGUUCACGACAUCUAGUUAAGCACGGUGUCCACGAUGGAGAACGAAAUAACCCUAAUCUCAAUCUGCACGCAGACCAGCACUCCCUCUCCUCCUCCUGCUCCAGUGUCUCAAGACCCCAGCAACGACACCUCUCCCUCUCACCAUGCCCUCCGCUUUGGCACCGUCAUCCCUAACCGCAUCUUUGUGGGAGGCAUUGAUUUCAAGACCAAUGAGAGCGACCUGAGACGCUUCUUCUCCCAGCAUGGAGCAGUGAAGGAGGUGAAGAUAGUGAUUGACCGUGCUGGGGUGUCAAAAGGAUAUGGCUUUGUUACCUUUGAGACCCAGGAGGAUACAGAGAGAAUCCUUCAUGAUGCUGACAGACUGUGCUUCCGGGACAAGAGGCUCAACAUCGGCCAGGCCGUCCGCAAGCAACAAGUGGGAGGUCACCAAAACAGCUUCUCUGUGUCCAGCCAUACUCCUGCCAUGAUACCCACCCCCUGUGGAACCAUGUACCUCACCACCCCUACGGGGUACCCCUACACCUACCACAACGGAGUGGCUUACUUCCACACCCCAGAGAUGAGCCCCUCCGCCCCCUACCACUGGCCCUCCCGCUCAGUGCCUGGCUCUCCAGUCAUGCUGACCCACCAGCCUCCACCCAUCUACCAGCAGCCAGCCUACCAUCACUACCAGGCCCCUACACAGUGUCACCCUAGUCACCUGCAAUGGAACGUUCCUCAGUCUCCAGUGCCCUCCAGCCCAGUGUUGUACAUGCAGCCCUCUGAGCUCCUGUACCAGCCCAUGGAGCAGCCCAGCGACGGGGGCUGUGUCCAGCCUGCCAUGCCCCUCAUAGAGGCCCCCAUCCCAGAGCAGUUCAUCGACCACAUGGUGCAACCAGCCUACAAUCACACGUUAUCAUACUACCCACAAAGUCCAGGGGGGAUGACACCUGUGAUGAUACAGCAAGAACCAGGAAAGGAACAGAAGUUCCACGCCAUGAGGCGAGGUUACCCCUCCUCGCCGGUCAGCCUGAAGCCCAGGUACGGCCGCAACCCGCACUACGCCCACCUGCGCAAGGAGUACCGCCCAGAAAUCACCACUGACCCCUCCCCUCCGACCGCCACCGAACCACUCAAGUAGAGUAUAUCCACGUUUCCUUUCAGCCAAUGAAACGCCCAUCUCCUCAGGCAGAAAGACCCACUUCUCUAUCUCUCUACCCGCUUGUCAGUCUCUCCAUGACCCUGUCUCCUCCAACCCUUCACACGCAUCAUAUUAUUCAGUCCAGACAACUAUGUGCUCGCUGAAUGUUCAUCUGUUUAGUAUAAUUUAACAGAAUAUUGAGAAUAUGAAUCAUUUUAGCUACUAAAAAGUACUGUAAGCACUAUGAUGUAAGUGCUCGUUCUAUCACUUCCGGACUGUGAAAAGGUGCAUAGUUUCCUCUGGUGUUUUUUCCACAACUCAGGGAGGGAUAACUAGCUCCUGGUACUGCAUGGUACCGUUGAACUGUUUCAUAACUAACCUAAUGCACGAUUGAGCUUAAAGUUAAGCUAAACCAUCUUUUGUAACAAGAAUGUUCCUCCUUUGGCAUCUGUGUCAAACUUUUGCCAUGUAAUCGUUCAGAGUAUAGAAGAAAAAGAGAACUAUUUCCUGAUACUGCUUUAUAUUGGCCAAUCACACGUUUUCUUUUUCAAAUUAGCUCUCAAUGCAAAGCAAAAAAAAGUCUAACGAAGAUUACUGCCAAUAUUAGUUCUAAAUAAAAGCUCUCUAUCUGCCAUUGAGCAUGUUUUAUCUCAAUGGUAUUAGAAUAGUCAAGAUGACUGUCUUUAUGAUGUGACUGCAAUACAUGUUGGAAAAUGUAUUUUAAAAUAAUUAGGCUGCUGUCACAGAGGAGUGCAAAUAGAUCCCUAGAGAGUUAAUCGUUACAUAAUUCUCCAACUGGAUGAAAAAAUACAGAACCAGGAGAUUAUUUUAUACACUUAGCAUUUUUAUGUAUCUCAUGUUUUCAAGAGCUGUUUCAUAUAGAUUUUGCUGUGAUUGUGAGUCUUUAAAAAACAAUGUGCCCUCCAGAUGAGGGGGUAACAUCAAAAUAACUCUGUCCACUGGACUGGGACCACAAGUAAAGUACAAUGAACAUCAGUCAAACAGAUUCACAUGGUGUUUUGUCAGCUCUGUGUGACGGCUGGGACAUUUCAACAGAUUCACAUGGUCUUUCUUCGGCUCUGUGUGACGGCUGGGACAUUUCAACAGAUUCACAUGGUCUUUCUUCGGCUCUGUGUGACGGCUGGGACAUUUCAACAGAUUCACAUGGUGUUUCGUCGGCUCUGUGUGACGGCUGGGACAUUUCAACAGAUUCACAUGGUCUUUCUUCGGCUCUGUGUGACGGCUGGGACAUUUCAACAGAUUCACAUGGUCUUUCUUCGGCUCUGUGUGACGGCUGGGACAUUUCAACAGAUUCACAUGGUGUUUCGUCGGCUCUGUGUGACGGAUGGGACAUUUCAACAGAUUCACAUGGUGUUUCGUCGGCUCUGUGUGACGGCUGGGACAUUUCAAGAUUGGAAGGUCAACAAGGCAAGCUCUUUUUUUUGCCGCUCUUUCCUGCCAGUAAAUUAUUCGCCUCGUCUUCAUCAACUUCAAUCACCCUGGGUUCAGUCAUGAGUCACCCAUGGUUCACUCAGGUCUACACGAUUUGGUUACUUUUUCUCCUGCAUCCUGUCUUGGUCUGCUCCCUCAUUGGUGAUGCAUGUAUUCUGUUAAAAACAUUUUUUUUUUUUACAAAUUGUAUUCUAUAACUGAUAAGCCAUGGGUGUCAGAGUUAAAGUUUAACUAAAGAAUUUAUGACAUCACAUAUUUCAUUGAGGCCUAUUUUUUUGAAUAAUUAUUUGAAUAGCUGGAUUGCAUGUACUAUGAGGUGUCUGGUUUUGUUUUGUGUGAACUGCGAUUCGAUUUCAUUUCAUGAUCUUCCCUGUAAAAUAUAUAUAUAUAUAUAUAUAUAUAUAUAUAAUCAGGGUAGAAACAUCUUGAAUUUUCCACAACGGUUCAUAUUUGAAAAGUUAUGUCGUUUUGCUCUGAAACAUACUUGUUUUCUUGUUGAGAAUUGAUCACAGUGAAAGUCAAUACCAGAAGAAAACAAAUGACAGAAUCAUUUCAUAAAUAAGUGCUCCCAUGUUCUGUUAAUUUAUCAUUAAAAUAACCGUUUAGGUCAAUUUGAUUUGGUCAGUUACUAAUAAAACAGAAUCCGUUUGAUUUGAAAUGACAUGUUAGGAAAAGUAUUUUGUUGUAUUCUGAGCAUGCCUGUAAUUUCUCAAUGUUCCAUUUUAAUAAACAGGUUUUACUCUUUACA
This is a messenger RNA of Oncorhynchus mykiss (rainbow trout), 3696 nucleotides long. Its product is annotated as protein boule-like. Gene Ontology annotation, biological process: positive regulation of translational initiation; 3'-UTR-mediated mRNA stabilization. Gene Ontology annotation, cellular component: cytoplasm. Gene Ontology annotation, molecular function: translation activator activity; mRNA 3'-UTR binding. NCBI's taxonomy places the organism in Eukaryota, Metazoa, Chordata, Actinopteri, Salmoniformes, Salmonidae. The record is from RefSeq and is a predicted model, not a curated record.